Molecule: messenger RNA, 708 nt
Organism: Liolophura sinensis
Lineage: Eukaryota; Metazoa; Mollusca; Polyplacophora; Chitonida; Chitonidae
Product: complement C1q-like protein 4
Exons: 2
Coding region: 1-708 (235 amino acids)
Molecular function (GO): protein binding
Source: RefSeq, a predicted model, not a curated record
AUGGUGGUUUGGUUGAUCACUCUCGCUGUCCUUACACUCCGUCUUCCUGUCCAUGGCGGCAGCGUCGGAAAAUCGCCACGACGUACCCUGCUCGACGACGCCGAAGAUGUACACGAUUUGUACAAAGAGGAAGGUAUGAAGGAAAUCACCAGUUCUCUGGUCUCCCAGAUGUCCAGCGCCUGUGAUGUCACACAUGUCAUCGUUCGUCUCAUCUUGAAAGAAGCUGAGGAAAGGUCUAAACUGGCCCUACGACUACAAGCCAGGCUAAGGAAGAUGAGCACUAAAUUGGCCUCCAUUAAUGCUGAGCCUCCGCCCCCAGAUCAUAUUAUAGCCUUUUCCGCCCGCGUGGGAAACCAUCAGCAAAACCUGCGUCCUCUGCAAGUCAUUGUCUUCAAGGAAAUCAUCACUCUGAUUGGCGGAGGCUACAGCGCUUCUUCGGGACAGUUCCGGUGCCCAGUAAAAGGGUUAUACGUCUUCCACGUGACUGUUAUAAGCGCUUGGAAUGACCGGAUCGAGACGGAACUGGUUAAGAACACAAAAUCUCAAGUGCAGCUGUACUCCGGUGGCAACAAACACGGGUCAUCCUCUAACACUGCCGUGUUGAGCUUGGAAGUCUCGGAUCUGGUGUGGGUGCGCGUGUUCAGAAACCGUGGACGCUUUGUUCAUCAAUGGUCAUCCUUUAGCGGCCAUCUUGUUCACACUCUCUGA